This is a messenger RNA of Dioscorea cayenensis subsp. rotundata (Guinea yam), 475 nucleotides long. RefSeq lists its product as uncharacterized. The coding region runs from base 90 to 452 and encodes 120 amino acids. NCBI's taxonomy places the organism in Eukaryota, Viridiplantae, Streptophyta, Magnoliopsida, Dioscoreales, Dioscoreaceae. The transcript is spliced from 2 exons. The record is from RefSeq and is a predicted model, not a curated record.
UUAGAACUAACAAGAUAAGGUACAGAGACAGAGAGAAAGAAAUAGAGAGAAUUUUUCUGGCUCUCUAGCAAUUGAAAGGUUAGGAAAAUAUGUUGACAUUAUCAAGGAUGAUCAUUAUCCCUGAUCCAAAGAUCAAACCCCACCUUCAAUCAAAGAGAAAUGGCAAACACGGUGGAGCUCUAUGGGCAAAGAAGCCAGACUUGAAUAGCAGCUCUCAUGCUGAAGAACCCACCUUCAUUAGGCUUGGGGUCCCAAAUGUCUUCCUUGCAAGAGCUGCUAUUGCUGUCUUUAGCCUUGGAUUUCUUGAUGCAGGGUACAGCGGAGAUUGGUCUCGGAUAGGAGCAAUUUCGAAAGAAACUGAGGAUCUGUUGAAAUUUGCAGCUUAUUUGGUUGUGCCAUUGUGUCUUUUACUAAUAUUUUCAAUCUCCGACAAGGACAAGUAUUCUCAAUGAACUCCCUACUGUUUUAUUGGUCA